Scleropages formosus (Asian bonytongue) is the source of this 7015-nucleotide messenger RNA. RefSeq names its product phosphatidylinositol 4,5-bisphosphate 3-kinase catalytic subunit alpha isoform. Gene Ontology annotation, biological process: phosphatidylinositol-3-phosphate biosynthetic process; phosphatidylinositol 3-kinase/protein kinase B signal transduction; cell migration. Gene Ontology annotation, molecular function: 1-phosphatidylinositol-3-kinase activity; 1-phosphatidylinositol-4-phosphate 3-kinase activity. Gene Ontology annotation, cellular component: plasma membrane; phosphatidylinositol 3-kinase complex, class IA; phosphatidylinositol 3-kinase complex, class IB. The record is from RefSeq and is a predicted model, not a curated record. Lineage: Eukaryota; Metazoa; Chordata; Actinopteri; Osteoglossiformes; Osteoglossidae. The transcript is spliced from 21 exons. Bases 821 to 4027 code for a protein of 1068 amino acids.
UUGUUUGUUUGUUUUAAAGGUGCAGUUCCCAAUUUGAAGCGAAGGGUGGUCCAUCACGAACCCCCCAUGUCGUUCUGGUUCCUCCUCCGUCUACCACAAUUGGGAUGAAAAAUUCCAACACGAGUUUACACGGACUGACAAGAGGCCUGUUUUUUUUUUUUAUUUUACAUUUUUUAACCCUUUCUGCUCCGCAGCGAGGAUGGGAACUAUCCGGACGGACGUGCGGAGCCGCGCGGAAAGCGCCGCCUCUGUGGGCCAGUGAACACGGGCCAGCGCUGCGUUCCGCUCCGGCACUCAGAGCGGGACUCGAACGCACAAUGGAUGGCUGGUCGCGUCCUCCUGCUCGCGCCUUUCUCAACGGGAGCUGAACUCCUUUAACGCGACAGUCCGCGGCGCCGCGCACUCUCUACGCUGACGGCCUUUUAUUUAUUAUUACAUGUUAUAAAUAAUAAAUUAUAAUUGAAGAGUCGUCUGGAAGAGGAGCCUCCGCCCGGCCACCGCCUCCAUGGGGAAGUGGAGCCCGUCAGGCCGGAUGUAGACACACACACACACACACAGACAGACAGACAGACACACACACAUACCGGGGCCGGAGGGAGCCGAGCUCGGGGACGGAGUCCGGGGACACGCGGUGGAGCGCGCACGGAGACGCCACGGACGGAGGCCCGAUCCUCGGCCUGGACCUGCGGGACGGAGCGCCGGAUAGGAGGAGGAGGAGGAGGAGGAACCGGCCCACCGCACCGGGGUGAGCGGCGGCGGCGGCCGAAUACGGGGGGGCCGUUUUUAGCUAAAUUGGUAGACUUUUCACAAGGCGGGAACCAUGCCACCGAGGCCAUCAUCAGGGGAACUAUGGGGAAUACAUUUGAUGCCCCCGAGGAUUUUGGUGGACUGUCUCCUGCCGAACGGGAUGAUUCUCACGUUGGAAUGCCUUCGCGAAGCCACGCUCAUCACCAUCAAGCACGAGCUCUUCAAGGAGGCCAGGAAGUACCCGCUGCAUCAGCUCCUUCAGGAGGAGACCUCGUACAUCUUUGUUAGCGUCACGCAGGAAGCGGAACGGGAGGAGUUCUACGAUGAGACCAGGAGGCUUUGCGAUCUCCGGCUCUUUCAGCCGUUUCUGAAAGUCAUCGAGCCUGUUGGCAACAGGGAAGAGAAAAUCCUAAACAGAGAAAUCGGCUUUGCCAUCGGUAUGCCCAUCUGUGAGUUUGACCUGGUGAAGGACCCAGAGGUACAGGACUUCAGGAGAAACAUUCUGAAUGUCUGCAAAGAAUCGGUGGACCUCAGAGAUGCCAGCGGACCCCACAGUCGUGCAUUAUAUGUUUAUCCCCCCAACGUGGAGUCAUCGCCAGAGCUUCCAAAGCACAUAUACAGUAAACUUGACAAAGGUCAAAUAAUCGUGGUGAUCUGGGUGAUCGUCUCGCCCAACAACGACAAACAGAAGUACACCCUCAAAAUCAACCACGACUGCGUUCCCGAGCACGUGAUCGCCGAAGCCAUCCGCAAGAAGACCAGAAGCAUGCUGCUGUCCCCCGAGCAGCUCAAGAUGUGUGUGCAGGAGUACCAGGGCAAGUACAUCCUCAAAGUGUGCGGCUGCGACGAAUAUCUCCUGGAGAAGUACCCGCUGAGCCAAUACAAAUACGUCAGGAGCUGCAUCAUGCUGGGACGCAUGCCGAACCUGAUGCUCAUGGCCAAGGAGAGCCUGUACUCCCAGCUGCCCACAGACACGUUCGCUAUGCCCUCGUACGCCCGCCGCAUCUCCACUGCCACGCCGUACAUGAACGGAGAGGCCUCAGCCAAGUCGCUGUGGACCAUCAACGGCACGUUGAGAUUAAGGGUCCUGUGCGCCACCUACGUCAAUGUAAACAUCCGGGACAUCGAUAAGAUCUACGUGCGGACAGGGAUCUACCAUGGAGGAGAGCAGCUCUGCGAUAACGUGAACACCCAGCGAGUACCCUGCUCCAAUCCCAGGUGGAACGAGUGGCUGAACUACGACAUGUACAUCGCUGACAUUCCCCGCGCCGCUCGCCUCUGCCUCUCCAUCUGCUCCGUGAAGGGGCGGAAAGGAGCCAAGGAGGAGCACUGUCCGCUGGCGUGGGGCAAUGUGAACCUGUUUGACUACACGCACACGCUCGUCUCUGGGAAGAUGGCCCUCAACCUGUGGCCUGUGCCCCAUGGCCUGGAAGACCUUCUCAACCCUAUCGGAAUCACAGGUUCCAACCCUAACAAGGAAACUCCUUGCUUGGAGCUCGAGUUUGAUUACUUCGGCAGUCCCGUGAAGUUCCCGGACAUGGCCACGAUCGAGGAGCACGCUAACUGGUCCAUAUCCAGGGAACUGGGCUUCAAUUACUGCCACGCUGCUUUGAGCAACAGGCUUGCCCGCGACAACACCCUGACUGACAUCGACAGCGAGCAGCUGCGCCUCGUCUGCAACCGGGACCCUCUGUCUGAGAUCACUGAACAGGAGAAGGACUUCCUGUGGAGGCACAGACACUACUGUGUUAAUAUGCCCGAAAUCUUGCCGAAGAUCCUCCUCGCAGUGAAAUGGAACUCCAGAGAUGAAGUAGCGCAGAUGUACUGCCUUCUGAAGGACUGGCCAGUGAUAAAGCCAGAACAAGCCAUGGAGCUGCUCGAUUGCAACUUCCCCGACCCGAUGAUCCGCGAGUUCGCCGUCCACUGCCUUGAGAAGUAUUUGACGGAUGACAAACUCUCUCAGUACCUCAUCCAGCUGGUCCAGGUGCUGAAAUAUGAGCAGUAUCUUGAUAAUCCGCUGGUGCGUUUUCUGCUGAAAAAGGCUUUGACGAACCAGAGAAUUGGACAUUUCUUCUUUUGGCACUUGAAAUCGGAGAUGCACAAUAAAACGGUGAGCCAGCGAUUCGGGUUGCUCCUGGAGUCAUACUGCCGCGCUUGUGGGAUGUACCUGAAGCACCUGAGCAGGCAGGUGGAGGCCAUGGAGAAACUCAUCAACCUCACGGACAUUCUGAAGCAGGAGAAGAAGGAUGAGACGCAGAAGGUACAGAUGAAAUUCCUGGUGGAACAGAUGAGGAGGCCAGACUACAUGGAUGCCCUGCAGAACUUCACCUCCCCGCUGAACCCCGCACAUCAACUAGGCAACCUACGGCUUGAGGAUUGCAGAAUAAUGUCUUCCGCUAAACGGCCGCUGUGGCUGAACUGGGAAAACCCUGACAUCAUGUCGGAGCUUCUCUUCCAGAACAAUGAGAUCAUUUUCAAGAACGGAGACGAUUUGCGACAAGACAUGCUCACGCUGCAGAUCAUCCGAAUUAUGGAGAACAUCUGGCAGAAUCAAGGACUUGAUCUCAGAAUGCUCCCGUAUGGGUGCCUCUCCAUUGGCGACUGCGUAGGCCUCAUUGAGGCGGUGAGGAACUCGCACACCAUCAUGCAGAUCCAGUGCAAAGGCGGCCUGAAGGGGGCGCUGCAGUUCAACAGCCACACCCUCCAUCAAUGGCUCAAGGACAAGAACAAGGGAGAGAUGUACGACCUGGCCAUUGACUUGUUCACACGAUCCUGCGCCGGCUAUUGCGUGGCUACCUUUAUCUUGGGCAUUGGAGACAGACACAACAGCAACAUCAUGGUCAAAGAUGAUGGCCAGUUGUUCCACAUAGACUUUGGCCAUUUCCUUGACCACAAGAAGAAGAAGUUUGGCUAUAAGCGUGAGCGGGUGCCCUUUGUCCUAACGCAGGACUUCCUGAUAGUGAUUUGCAAAGGAACACAGGAGUGCACCAAAACCAGGGAGUUUGAAAGGUUCCAGGAGAUGUGCUACAAGGCCUACCUAGCCAUCCGCCAGCAUGCCAACCUUUUCAUCAACCUCUUCUCCAUGAUGCUUGGUUCCGGCAUGCCCGAGCUGCAGUCCUUCGACGACAUCGCCUAUAUCCGCAAGACGCUGGCGUUGGACAAGACUGAGCAGGAGGCCCUGGACUACUUCAUGAAGCAGAUGAACGAUGCACACCAUGGCGGAUGGACCACCAAGAUGGACUGGAUCUUCCACACCAUCCGGCAACACGCUUUGAACUGAGGGACGACAGAAGAAACGAGCUCCUGCCGGCAGCCGCUCGCAGCGAGUUCAGACUUUUGAGGACAGUGGAUGAUAACCAAGCCAUCUUUGUAGCACUUAACAAUCCGGGAAGUACUCCGUUAACCCUCAACAGCCUGUCCUUGUCUCCACUUUCAAAUCCCACCUCUUGGCAACAGCAGCUGGGUUUGACUCUGUUUUUGUUAGAGAAUCUUCAGUUUUCUCCUUUCCUCCCCGAAUGUCUAUGGCCUUUAUACAAAAAAAAAAAAAAAUCACUUGCACUCGUUGUCAGAAGUGCAGCGAGGUGUACACGUCUUCCUCAAACUUCUAUGCCUUUAAAUAUGCACAUAACGCGUAUAGAUUGCUGGGCAGAGUGAGCGAAACGACCAUUUUUUGUAGCACACGUUUGACAGCAGGACAUUGUUAGCCGUGAUGAGGCACGCUAUGGAUGACGUGAGAACGGCGCAAUGCGGUGUGAAUUGGUGAACCAGCGUUUCUUCACCACCACCCCGGCCCCUAUACUGCACCUACUUCUGAAGGUUUGUCCGAGAGCAAGCUAUUGAUUUCCGGUUGCGGAUCGGAGUAGUCGUUGCGGAAUACAAAUGUCUGAUGGGAAACGCUCUGAAAGCAGCCUACUUACAGGCGCAUGUGCAAUAAGAGGUGUUGCAAGGGUGAAAGAAAGCAGGUAGAGACCGGCUUGUGACUUCUCCUCAUCUCGAAUGUCGUGUAUAAGUGCAUUAACACAAGCUGGACACGGUGUUCUCCGAGUCUGUUCUCCGACUGACAUGCGUCCGGGUUGGAGGUUUUUAGCAGAAGCAACGAAGGGAUGUGUCUGUAACCAAAACCUAUGGUUCAUUACGCUGUAAGAACUUGAGAUUACAACAUGGGCCCAAAACAGGUCCAAUGUGCUGUUGACAGGCAUCUAGGCUUGUUUACUAUUUAUAGAGGUUAUAUAAUUCUUCGACUGAGUAGUCUCACUUCCCUCUUGGAAGCGGCUCAUGCUGUCUCGUGACCUCGUUUGUUGUUGGGUCCAUCAGUUGAAAGACGGAACACGGGCGGUGUUAAAACACUUUGUUUCUCUUGCAGCUACUUCUGGCAGCAGCCGUUGCAAAGUGUGAAUCACAGUUGCUGGCAGCACUCUGGGAGUUACCAGACAGACAGCGUGAGUGGAUUGAGGGUUAACCUUCCUUGAGAUGAUUUAAAAAAAAAAAAAAAAAAAAAUUCUGGAAGUUCCUAAAAUAAACUCCACUGGGCCUCAGAAACAGCAUAAUUCAUGUUGUGGUCCACUGCGAGUAGCAACAUGGGCCUAUAACAAGACACAACAAAAGUGAAUUGGCUCAUUAAGAGAGGGUGCAAGUUGAACUGUACAGACAUAUAAUAAUUGCUAGUAUUCAGGGAAUGUCAAGUUCAGUUUUAUUUAUUGAUUUAGCCAAAAUUGUUUUAGCAACUUGCACAUUCCUGAUUUUUUAGGUGGAAACCCUUUUCCCUCCAAAAAGGACCAUGUCAGCACCCGCCGUUUAUCUCGGCAACACUGGGGCCACGUGGGAUUAACUAUUCAUUUUUACUUUCAAAUUUAUAUCUCCUGCACUGGUAGCACCACCCAUUAGUCUUCUUAGACCUUGAAGAUGUGGCUCUCAUUGAAAUUCAGGAACGAGCUUCAUAUGCCAGGUGAUUGCAGUGGACAUCGAAGGUACACCUCUGAAGCGGGGCCCCUUUUUUUAUAGAGUGGUCCGUGAAGUUGAGGUUAUCCUUGGGUCGACACGCGUGGUCAUGUGACCUCAGGACCGUGAGAUCUGUUGUGCUGUAAAUGCACCAGUCCAAAGGAGCCCCUGGCUAAAACUAAACUACCUUCUCUAUCUAAGAAGACCUUUUUAUUGUAUUUGCAAAACAUAUUAUUAACAAAUGUCAAGUACUUACUCUGUAUAUAUUAUUAUUUUAUAAAUUUAGCCUUGUUUACUGAGCCAAAGUUUAAAAAUGGAGUCUCCAUAGCAAAUACUUUAAUGUAUCACUACUUUACACCCGGUACAGAAGCUCUGUCAUGAGAAAUCCCACAUAUGGAAGACGCAUGUUAUUGACAUUUGAUAUGUCCAUGUACUAACUCACUUUAAGAGAUGCUUCUAACUUCGUGUUUCAAAGUGCAGCUCUCCUUUCCCGACAUCAGCGUACGCAGGAAUGUCGUGCGCUCCCUAAUGUUUCGGAGAUUGUGCAUGUGGAUAUGACGUGGAGUGCGGUUACGGUAGUAUUUUUAAAUUUUUUUUUUUUUCCUGUGCUUAUAAUUUGGAGUGAACUAAAGACCAGUGGGAAUGUGGAGGUGGGCAAUGAGAACACGGUUACUUUACAAUGCGUGCGCACACAUACACGCAAAGGCAAUCUGCUGGAAAAACAAUCCAUAUGGAAAAAUUUGUGUGAUACUGGUGUAUCUGAGCAAGUAUUAAAGUGCACUGACCUUGGUGUUACGAUCUCAGCAUCAUGCUUUGCUGAAAUGAAGGGAAAGGCCAUCGACACCCUUUUUAGGCACGGUGGCCUGCUGAAUCCUUACCGUUCCAGAGGUAUUUAAAUACACAGCAAAAAUGUCCCAUUAAACUGUAUUAAUGCAUAAGAAAACGAUGAGUUUUGAACUGUGAAUUUCUUUCCCUGCUCUGUAAUUUCUAGUUUAGUGAAUAAUAUAUAAUUAUAUUAUUCCAAACUUCUUAUGCAUUUACGUGAGAUACUUGAGAUUUUGCAUUUUUUAAUACAAAAUGUGGUCUUAUGCAGUAAACCGUUUAAUAGCCGUAAAAUUGAAGUGUAAUUUUUUUUUCCUUUCUCACUUUUCUAAAGUUUAAUUCUGUCCAAAAUGGUCCUGCAGCUUAUUUGCAUGUUGGCUUCAAUGGCAUUAUUAAUGUUACUCCACACAAUGGGUCAGAUGGUUUUUUUUUUUUUUUUUUUUUGUGGUUGAAACUUGCCUUUAUGUGAAGCCACUGAUGAUACUCUGUGUGUGUGUGUGUGUGUGUG